AUGGAUAAGAAUUCUAGCCGUCUGAGAGCUAUAAAUUUGACAAAGUUACAGGACUCUUAUAGGAGAUAUGUUCGUGUAGUUCCACGUCAUUUGAGAGUAAAGGAAUUAUCUGAUAGUUGGCACUCCCGUACGCCUGAUUAUAGGUUAAACUUAACCCACUCGAAGUGGAAUAAGAGGUUAAGUAACUGGCGUAGACUUGUUCACCGUUGGGACCGCAUCAGUGACUCCCAGUGUGAUUUAUUAUCAGACUGUUUAAAUCGUGGCGAUCUUGAGGAAUUUGUAUCCAUUUGUGAAGGUAGUAAUAAGGAAAAGGUUGAUUUUGACGUUUGUGACCACUUACUUAACCAACACACUGCUGACUUAUACUAUCCAAUAAUUUAUAAGCCUUUCUGGUUUAAAGGUGAUAUCAACAGUAACGGGUUCCAAACUGUUGAUGAAACUACAUUUUUAACCAAGUCUAAACAGCUUUUAAACACUCUAGACAAACCUUUUUAUGAUAAUUUUAUCUCCACCUAUACUAACACGAGAUUAUCGUAA
Molecule: messenger RNA, 537 nt
Organism: Theileria parva strain Muguga
Lineage: Eukaryota; Apicomplexa; Aconoidasida; Piroplasmida; Theileriidae
Product: Histone RNA hairpin-binding protein RNA-binding domain protein
Exons: 1
Coding region: 1-537 (178 amino acids)
Molecular function (GO): RNA binding
Source: RefSeq, a predicted model, not a curated record